Molecule: messenger RNA, 2250 nt
Organism: Colletotrichum truncatum
Lineage: Eukaryota; Fungi; Ascomycota; Sordariomycetes; Glomerellales; Glomerellaceae
Product: WD repeat-containing protein
Molecular function (GO): protein binding
Source: RefSeq, a predicted model, not a curated record
AUGCGCCCGAGAACCUCAGAAACCGCCUCCCAGCCUUCCCAGGCGCAGGCGACUCCCGCUACCUCGAACAAUCACCAUAGCUUCGCCUCUGCCACGCCGGCAAUUGAUGUUUCUCACGACCAUCAACACCGUGAGCCCAGUCAACACCACCACUCCCAAGAACCACCAGUAAACGGCGCAAACCUUGCUCAAGUUUCUUACCCUAGCACCGAUCCUCUAUACUACCACCCGACCUUUCCUGUGGUACCAUCAUCCUACUACCACGACCCCCAUGCUUUCUCCCAAGACCAACAGUAUGAUGAUUACGAAGACUACGACGAAGAAGACAUCGACGACGAGGACGACGAAGACAUGGAUAUGAGCGACAGUGACGGAGGUGCUCCCCUGGACCAUGUAAUGACCGUCACUAGCAUCCUCUCUCCCAUGCCCGAGACCGAGGCCGGCCUAAAUACUCCCGAACAUUAUCCUGGGAGCCCUCCUCUCGAGGCCUUCACUCACACUGCCCACGGGGAUCAGCUCUCGCCCACAGAACCUCCUGCUCACAUGGUUACCUAUUGGAGCGUGCCGAUGACUGGCCCUGCGUUCGACCCUGCCGGCCCUCUUCACCCUACCCCGCUCAAUACUAUACCCUUUCACCCUAUGUUGAACUCCGGAGGCUUGGAAGAUGAUGACGAUGAUGACGAUGUGUUCUAUCCGCCCGUUGCUGAGCAGCUCCAACAGUUUCAGGUCGGGGCCAUGGACGAAGAUGAGGCCGCGUGGCAAAUAGCAGGACCUCCGGCUGUCAGCAAUCCAAAUCCCAGCACACUUGGCCCAGAGAACCUUUGCUUGACCGAUUUCUUAAAAGAAUGGGCCUGGCGCAGUCGUGGCAAUCGCUAUCAGCCUCGCGGACCUAGUCCUGGAAUCCAGUCCCUGAAUAGACAGGCGGCAAUGAAAGUCGCCCGUGUGGGCUAUCCAGACCUUGAGGGUGACAGAUAUGACGUGCAAGGUAUUAACUGGGAAGAUCUUGGGGUAACACGGAUGAAGGCUCGCGAGCGCAGAAUUUUGGACUACAAGAACUAUACCAACAGAACAGGUUCAGAUGUGUGGGGUCCUCACUUGCCAGAUCGAAUCAUUCGGAACACGGAGAAUUUUUUCAAGUUCCGCCGGAUGGAUAUUCGUCAAAACGUCCACUUGGCUCAUUUCCAGCUGCGUAACAUUUUGGCAUGUGCUGGGAGAAGCCGCGCUUUUUACCCGGGACAACGGGUUGUGCACCAAAUCAACCCUGUGUCCGGUCAGAGUGAGGUGGCCAUGGACCUGGGCGAUUUGGGAAGUGUUCAAAUAUCAACUUUGGAUGCCAAAUGCGGUAUGCUCGUUGCGGGUACUUUUAACGGCGAGUACUGCAUGCGUAACAUUCACAGUCAGGACAAGAAAUAUACCGAAGGACAAAUUACCAACCACAUCAGCGGCAUCACCAACCACUUACAGAUUCACGAGUCACGAAACUCAUCGGCACCAAUGGCCGCCUUCGCGUCUAAUGACCAGGGCUUUCGCGUUAUGGAUGUAACCACUGAAAAGUUUGUCCUAGAUACACAAUACGGCUGCCCUAUCAAUUGUUCUGCUUUGUCCGCCGACCGCCGCUUACGCGCAAUGGUUGGCGACAAUUAUAACGUCAUGAUUGCCAACGCCGACACUGGUGAGAUUCUUCAGGAGCUGGGUGGCCAUCGCGAUUUUGGGUUCGCCUGCGACUGGUCAGAUAAUGGUUGGACUGUGGCGACCGGCUUCCAAGACAUGAGCGUGAAGAUCUGGGACGCUCGAAAAUGGACCAAUUCUGAUGGCACCAGUGCACCGCUCACUACUAUACGCUCAGAAAUGGCUGGAGUGCGUAGCUUGCGAUUCUCGCCCACUGGCAGCGGCCCACGAGUUCUCGUUGCAGCUGAAGAGGCCGACUUUGUCAACAUCAUUGACGUUCAAACUCUCGCUCACAAGCAGACCUUCGAUCUCUUUGGAGAAAUAGGGGGCGUCGAGUUCACGAACGACGGGCAAGACCUCAACAUUCUCUGCAUGGAUAGGACGCGUGGUGGACUGGUCCAGCUGGAGCGUUGUGAUCUGGGCCAGUCCGGAGGUUUUGAGCCGGCCAGCCAGGCCAUGUCGCUAGAUGCCUGGUGGAAACCAAACCGAAGCGCAACCUACGUUGAGGCUGACCGUCGCCCAAGGCAUCCUGCUCACAGAGAACGAAAGGCGUCACUGUUUGAUGACCUGGAACCUUUUUGA